Ruditapes philippinarum (Manila clam) is the source of this 2096-nucleotide messenger RNA. Its product is annotated as putative nuclease HARBI1. The record is from RefSeq and is a predicted model, not a curated record. NCBI's taxonomy places the organism in Eukaryota, Metazoa, Mollusca, Bivalvia, Venerida, Veneridae. The coding region runs from base 969 to 2096 and encodes 375 amino acids. The transcript is spliced from 2 exons.
UUUCAUGUAAGUAAAACAUUUUCAUAUGUUGUAUAUUCGUAUCUUGGAAAAUUCUAUUCCACUUUUUAAAACGAAUGUCCAGUUUAUCGCGAUUAAAUGCAAUACAUUUUUCAAAACAUAGUCUGCUCCGAAAAUAAUGUAAAAACAAGUUAAAUUGUGGUGUGCGUUUUCCUAUUUUGCAACUAUAUAUGUAAUAUCUUGCAACCAAAGAUUAUAGUUUUUUGCCUGUGUUUGUAAUUAAGUCAGAUAUUGUUUUCAAGUUAAUUUCUAUACUAAUAUUAUUUUCGUUGAAAUAUUCUAUUAAAUCCCUCCAAAAAAUGUUGCGUGUAAGAACAUUGCUAAAAAGAGGUGUUCAAUAGACUCAAUAUCCAUUGCACAAAAACACAAAGACUCGAGGAAGAAAGGUUUUGUUGUAGGAGACUUUUGUAAUCGAAUUUGCUGUUAAUUAAGAAGCAUACGCCAAAACUAUUAUUCGUAUUUCCACUGAAAAAAGCCCGUCCAUCCCAAUCUGAUGUCCAUUUAAGAUAUCGCUUUGUGUUUAAAUGCGUUUCUUGUAAAAGACAUGUAUCAUACUUUUGCCAAUUAAAAACUUGCUUUCUUUUCAUAUAAUUUCCCAAAUAUUUUGCAUUAAAAGUACAAAUUUUCAUACUCAUUUCAAUUCAAUAUGAAGCUUACAUUCAAAAACAGUAGAUGAUCUUAUAUAAACAAGAGGGCCAUGAUGGCCCUAGAUCGCUCACCUGGCCCAUCAAACUCAUCCAAACAAUUACAUAGACAAGCAUUCUGACCAAGUCUCAUGACAGGUGAGUCAAAAAUGUGACCACUACAGUGUUAACAAGGGGCGCGUUCCAUUCUACCAUUCCGGACACGUUCUUCAUGUUCUGUCCAGGAUGUGUGAUUGGAAUGAAAUGGAACACGAAACUGUCCGGGACGUUUGAAUGGAAUGAAACAGAACGCGUAACACAAACAAAAUGGCUGACAGUAAUAUAAACAUUCCUUUGCUUAUUUCCUUGCUGGAAGAUUCUGGCGAAGAAUCCGAUGAUAUGGGUGAAGAAACGAUGACAGUACUGAUGGGAGCAGAAUGUUCACUGCCACUGGAAUUAAAGGCAAAGAUUUUGGACUAUACAGAAUCAGUUGUACCAUUUUAUGACGACGAGAGCUUUCGCAGGAAGUUCAGGAUGUCAAAAGGGACUUUCCAUAUUCUUAGUCAGUACCUAAAGGAUCUUCCCGAGUUCAGUUAUGAUCAUCCAGGAGGUAAAGAGCAUGUGUCAGUUGAAAAACAGCUCCUGAUGACACUGUGGUAUCUAGGAAGUUGUGACACAAUAGAUAAAAUUGGAGAUCGAUUUGGUAUUUCUACGUCAUCCGUUAUUCGCUGCAGAAACAGAGUGUUAGCAGCAGUAAAUAGGCACCUCAAGCAGCGUUUUAUUGUAUGGCCAAAUGCACAAAAGAUUCCUGAAGUUGUGGCAAGUUUGAACAGAGGAAUGUUUUUUCCCGGAAUAAUUGGAGCCUUGCAUGGAUCUCACAUUGAAAUAAAGAAGCCAGCAGCACAUGGAAAUUCAUAUAUCAACAGAAAAGGAUUUGCUUCCCUGCAGGUACAAGCUGUUUGCACUGAUAACAUGAUGUUUACUCACAUCUUUACUGGCUAUCCCGGCAGCUGUCAUGAUGCCAGGAUCUUGAGAAACUCUGAUUUGUGGCAAAUUGGUCAAAUUUUGUGUGGAGAAAAUCACAUCAUUGCAGAUGCUGCUUACCCCAUCCGUAAAUGGAUCUUAACCCCAUACAGAGACAACGGACACUUAAAUGCUAGUCAAAGGAAGUUUAACAAAUACCUGUCUUCAUGUCGUGUUGUUAUAGAACGUGCUUUUGCCUUACUUAAAGGCAGAUUCAGGCGUAUGAAGUACAUUGAUACAUGUGUGAGGACUGCAGUUAGUAUUAUAAUGUGCAGUUGCAUUUUCCAUAAUAUAUGCAUUGUAAACCACGAUGCUAUGAAUGACUUUUUAGAAGAUGCCAACAUAUCAAAUCCUGUUUUAAAUCCCAUUUGUUUACAGGAUAAUGCUGAAGGAGUUCGCAAAGGGGACACUAUAGCUGCUCACCUGAUUUAA